CCCUGGCUGGGCAUGCGCAAACCGUUGAAUGAGCGCUCGCGCGUGCGCUCUACGUUCCAGUGGGGGGGGGGAAACACAGGAGCAUGAAUGGAGCAAGAUGGCGGACCCUGUGCAGAGUCUAGCUCAGCUAGAGAUCCUGUGCAAGCAGCUAUAUGAGACAACAGACACCAGCACACGUUUGCAAGCAGAGAAGGCUCUAGUGGAGUUUACAAACAGCCCAGAGUGUCUGAGCAAGUGCCAACUGCUCCUGGAGAGAGGCAGUUCCUCAUACUCCCAGCUUCUGGCUGCUACUUGCCUGACCAAACUGGUGUCAAGGAGCAGCAAUCCCCUUCCACUGGAACAGAGGAUCGAUAUCCGGAACUACGUGCUGACAUACUUGGCUACGAGACCCAAGCUUGCCUCAUUUGUUACCCAGGCUCUGAUCCAGCUCUAUGCCCGAAUCACGAAACUUGGCUGGUUUGACUGUCAGAAAGAGGAUUAUGUGUUCAGGAGCGUAAUUGUGGAUGUAACACGCUUCCUGCAGGACAGUGUGGAUUAUUGUGUGAUUGGAGUUAGUAUUUUAUCACAACUGACCAAUGAAAUCAACCAGGCAGAUGCCACUCAUCCCCUGACCAAACACCGUAAAAUUGCCUCAUCUUUCAGAGACUCCUCUCUUUUUGAUAUCUUCACUCUGUCCUGCAACCUUCUGAAACAGGCCUCAGGGAAGUCGCUGCUCCUUUCUGAUGGGUCUCAACAUGACCUCCUCAUGCAACUUCUCAAGCUUACUCACAAUUGUCUGAACUUUGACUUCAUUGGUACUUCUACAGAUGAGUCCUCAGACGACCUCUGUACUGUGCAGAUCCCUACUAGCUGGCGCUCAGCUUUCCUGGACUCCUCCACACUACAGCUCUUCUUCGACCUGUAUCAUUCCAUUCCCCCCAACUUCUCCCCACUGGUUCUGUCCUGUCUAGUUCAGAUUGCCUCUGUACGCCGCUCCCUAUUUAAUAAUGCAGAAAGAGCCAAAUUCCUUUCUCACCUGGUGGAUGGAGUAAAGAGGAUAUUGGAAAACCCACAGAGUUUGUCUGACCCCAAUAAUUAUCAUGAGUUUUGCCGACUCCUUGCCCGUCUGAAGAGCAAUUACCAACUUGGGGAACUAGUCAAGGUGGAGAAUUAUCCUGAGGUCAUCAGACUGAUUGCUAACUUCACAGUCACAAGUCUACAGCACUGGGAAUUUGCACCAAAUUCUGUGCAUUAUCUCCUAAGUUUGUGGCAACGUCUUGCGGCAUCUGUUCCUUACGUGAAGGCGACAGAGCCUCAUCUUCUGGAGACCUACACGCCAGAGGUGACAAAGGCCUAUGUCACAUCUCGCCUGGAGUCUGUGCACAUCAUCCUCAGGGACGGGCUGGAGGAUCCUCUGGAGGAUGCCGGUCUAGUUCAGCAGCAGCUGGACCAGCUCUCUACCAUUGGACGCUGCGAGUAUGACAAGACCUGUGCUCUAUUGGUGCAGCUAUUUGACCAGUCAGCCCAAACCUACCAGGAGCUGCUACAAAGUGGUUCUGCCCCCAGCAUGGAGCUUACUGUUCAAGAAGGCCGCCUUACUUGGUUGGUAUACAUUAUUGGUGCCGUGAUUGGAGGUAGAGUCUCCUUUGCCAGCACAGAUGAGCAGGAUGCCAUGGAUGGGGAACUGGUGUGUCGAGUUUUACAGCUGAUGAACCUCACUGACUCACGUCUAGCACAGGCUGGCAAUGAAAAGCUGGAACUGUCCAUGCUGAGUUUCUUUGAACAAUUCAGGAAAAUAUACAUUGGAGAUCAAGUGCAAAAAUCCUCCAAGCUCUACCGCCGUCUUUCAGAUGUUCUAGGCCUGAAUGAUGAGACUAUGGUGUUGAGCAUCUUCAUUGGCAAAAUAAUUACAAACUUGAAAUACUGGGGCCGAUGUGAACCCAUCACUUCCAAGACUUUGCAGCUUCUGAAUGACUUGUCCAUAGGAUACAGCAGUGUUAGAAAACUGGUGAAACUCAGUGCUGUGCAAUUCAUGCUAAACAAUCACACGAGUGAGCAUUUCUCCUUCCUGGGCAUUAACAGCCAGUCAAACCUGUCGGACAUGCGAUGUAGAACCACCUUCUACACUGCAUUGGGACGACUCCUCAUGGUGGAUUUAGGGGAGGAUGAGGAACAGUUCUCUCAGUUCAUGCUACCACUCACUGCUGCCUUUGAAUCAAUGGCACAAAUGUUUAACACUAACAAUUUCAAUGAGCAGGAGGCCAAGAGGAGCCUUGUUGGAUUGGUGAGAGACCUGAGAGGGAUUGCCUUUGCAUUCAAUGCUAAAAGCAGCUUCAUGAUGCUGUUUGACUGGAUAUACCCAGCCUACAUGCCCAUCCUCCAGAGGGCAUUAGAGCUCUGGUUCCAUGAUCCAGCAUGUACAACCCCUAUUCUCAAACUAAUGGCAGAACUGGUGCAUAACAGAUCACAGAGGUUGCAGUUUGAUGUCUCAUCUCCUAAUGGAAUUCUUCUUUUCAGAGAGACCAGUAAAAUGAUCACAACUUAUGGUAAUAGGAUUUUGACCCUCGUGGAGCUGCCAAAGGAGCAGCUGUAUGUGUUAAAAUUGAAGGGCAUAUCCAUCUGUUUCUCGGUGCUAAAGGCUGCUCUGAGUGGGAGCUACGUAAAUUUUGGGGUCUUCCGACUGUAUGGAGACGAGGCGCUGGAUAAUGCUCUGCAAACAUUUGUCAAACUGCUGCUUUCUGUGCCACACAGUGAUUUACUGGAUUACCCCAAGCUCAGUCAGUCCUAUUACUCGCUUCUGGAGGUCUUGACUCAGGAUCACAUGUCUUUCAUCGCCAGCCUCGAGCCACAUGUUAUCAUGUACAUUCUGUCCUCCAUCUCUGAGGGGCUCACAGCUCUGGACACCAUGGUGUGCACAGGCUGCUGUUCUUGUCUGGACCACAUAGUCACAUACCUCUUCAAACAGUUAUCCCGAACUGGUAAGAAACGAGGAGCCCCACCACCACAAGAGAGCGAGCGCUUCCUGCAUAUUAUGCAGCAACACCCUGAAAUGAUCCAGCAGAUGCUCUCCACUGUUCUCAACAUCAUCAUAUUUGAAGACUGUCGGAAUCAGUGGUCCAUGAGCAGACCUCUCCUUGGUCUAAUUCUCCUCAAUGAGAAGUAUUUCUCAGACUUACGGAGCAGCAUUGUUAGUAGCCAGCCCCCUGAGAAGCAACAAGCCAUGCAUCUAUGCUUUGAGAAUUUGAUGGAGGGCAUUGAAAGGAACUUGCUCACAAAGAAUCGAGACAGGUUCACACAGAAUCUUUCCGCCUUCAGACGAGAAGUGAAUGACUCUAUGAAAAACUCCUCCUGCGGCCCCAACAGUAAUGAGAUGAUGAGCUGACCUCUCCCUUCACCAUCAACCAUGUCUUUCCCCCUUCAUCUCCCUUCCCUUGUACAAAAUCCUGCACAUUUUUUGGUAACAUUUUGAAUUCUUUCUACGGAAAGGGGGAGUAGUAUGGCGAGUGGAUCUCUGCCCCCUCUCCUCUCAGAGUGGAGGUUGGUUGUGUGCUUAAAUGCGAAUGAGAGACACACCAGUUCACCUGGACUGAGCCCCUAUUGAAAAUUACAAAUAUAUAUAUAUAUAUAUAUAUAUAAUGUAUGUAUGUGUCAUUUUGAGUGACCAGUAAGCUCAACCCUCACUUCCCUGCCCCAUCAGCGUGGAUGUAUGGAGGAUUGGCAGAGCAUUACUCUGUUAUGGUAAAGCUCUGCAGAGACUGCACUGAAAGGGUGAAACAGGUUCUGCAAAGACGUUUUGUAAUAAAUAAUCCUCUUUACCGAG
Molecule: messenger RNA, 3799 nt
Organism: Pelobates fuscus (common spadefoot toad)
Lineage: Eukaryota; Metazoa; Chordata; Amphibia; Anura; Pelobatidae
Gene: XPO7
Product: exportin 7
Exons: 28
Coding region: 29-3361 (1110 amino acids)
Biological process (GO): protein export from nucleus
Cellular component (GO): nuclear pore; cytoplasm
Molecular function (GO): small GTPase binding; nuclear export signal receptor activity
Source: RefSeq, a predicted model, not a curated record